UGUGAAUUAGAUUUUUAUAAUAAAAUUUUAACAAAUAUGCCAAAAGCAAGGAAAAAGUUGAAGGAGAGCGAGCAAGAGAGAACUAUCAGGGCUAUAAAGGAGAUCGUGAGCGCACUGAUUCAAGCUUAUGAUAAGAAUGAGAAGAUCAAUGUGUCAAGGCUUAAGUCUAAGAUCAGCUCUAAGAAUCAACUUAGUACAAUGCCCAAGCUUGUUGAUAUUCUUGCAGGACUACCAGAAAGUCAUAAGGCAAAACUGACCCCUCUAUUGAAAGGAAAACCUAUCAGAACUGCUUCUGGAAUUGCUGUAGUUGCUGUGAUGGCUAAGCCUCACAGAUGUCCUCAUAUUGCUUACACAGGGAAUAUUUGCGUGUAUUGUCCUGGAGGUCCCGACUCUGAUUUUGAGUAUUCCACUCAAAGUUACACCGGAUAUGAGCCAACAAGUAUGAGAGCCAUUCGGGCAAGAUAUAACCCAUAUUUGCAAACAAGGGAUAGAGUUGAGCAACUUCAGAGACUUGGUCAUGACACUGAUAAAGUUGAAUUUAUUGUCAUGGGAGGUACUUUCUUGAGUCUACCCAAUGAUUACAGAGAUUACUUCAUUAGGAACCUCCAUGACGCUCUUUCAGGACAUUCUUCAAACUCUGUGGAUGAAGCUGUGAAAUAUUCAGAGCAGAGUAAAGCUAAAUGUAUUGGAAUCACAAUUGAAACACGCCCUGACUAUUGUUUGGAGCCUCAUCUAAAGGACAUGCUUGUCUAUGGUUGUACAAGAAUUGAGGUAGGAAUCCAAAGUAUUUUCGAAGACGUCGCAAGAGACACUAAUAGAGGCCAUAAUGUGGAGUCUAUUAAACCUAUGUUCCAACUUGCCAAAGAUUGCGGAUUUAAGGUUAUCGCUCAUUUAAUGCCUGAUCUGCCAAACACUGGAUUUGAAAGAGAUAUUGAGAGUUUUAAGGAGUAUUUUGAAAACCCUGCUUUCAGAACCGAUGGACUGAAAGUGUAUCCAACCUUAGUCAUCAGAGGAACAGGGCUCUACGAGCUUUGGAAGACAGGAAAAUAUAAGAACUAUGACCCAAAUACCUUAAUCGAUUUGAUUGCUAAAAUCCUCUCCUUGGUUCCACCGUGGGUGAGAAUUUACAGAAUCCAGAGAGAUAUUCCAAUGCCUUUGGUAACGUCUGGAGUUGACCAUGGAAAUGUAAGAGAGCUUGCUUUGAGAAGAAUGAAAGAUCUUAAUCUUCCUUGCAGAGAUGUUAGAACAAGAGAGGUUGGAAUUCAAGAAAUCCAUAAUAAGGUCAGACCUCAAGAUGUGGAGCUUAUUAGAAGAGACUAUAAAGCAAAUGGAGGUUGGGAGACUUUCCUUGCUUAUGAAGACCCAAAACAAGAUAUCCUUAUUGGACUUCUAAGACUUAGGAAACUGUCUGAGAAAACAUUUCUUCCAGAGUUAGUUGGAGCUUCGAUGGUCAGAGAACUCCAUGUUUAUGGAUCAAUUGUACCUAUUCAUAGUAGAGAUCCUACAAAGUUCCAGCAUCAAGGCUUUGGUACUAUGUUAAUGGAAGAAGCAGAAAGAAUUGCCAUCCAAGAGCAUGGAUCAACAAAGAUGGCUGUAAUUGCUGGAGUGGGAACAAGACAUUAUUACAGGAAGCUUGGAUACCACCUUGAGAAAACUUAUAUGGUCAAAGAUUUAGUGAAACCAGAUGAUGAUUGGGAAGAUUACUAAAGCUAUGCUGUUAAAAAUAGCACACUAAAAUUUCAACUGCAUCC
This is a messenger RNA of Moneuplotes crassus, 1751 nucleotides long. The record is from the annotation of a GenBank genome assembly. Lineage: Eukaryota; Ciliophora; Spirotrichea; Euplotida; Euplotidae.